Messenger RNA from Neodiprion fabricii, 989 nucleotides. RefSeq names its product integumentary mucin A.1-like. The coding region runs from base 154 to 681 and encodes 175 amino acids. Gene Ontology annotation, cellular component: cytoplasmic vesicle. The transcript has 3 exons. The record is from RefSeq and is a predicted model, not a curated record. Lineage: Eukaryota; Metazoa; Arthropoda; Insecta; Hymenoptera; Diprionidae.
AUGGUCUGAAGCUGUCGCCUGUCGCUACUGUCGCCUGUCGCCGGUUCGACUGUGUCCGUGGUAGUUUUCUUAGCUCCAGUGAACGCGACGAUAGAUUUAACCUGUAACUUUUUACUCUUCAUUUACCCAGUAGUUUUAUAAAUUCGUAUAAUAAUGAGGGCUGUACGAACGACGUGUAUUCUGAUCGCACUCGCUUGCUUCGUCCAUGUGUUUAGUAGCGCGUCUGGUGAAUCGAGCAAUGGUGGCCCUGAGCCAACGACUAAACCUAUGCCAACCGCAACCACGGUCACCACUGCAAUCCCUGAUACCACUACUGUUACCACUCAACCGACAACGAAAAUACCAACAACAAAAACACCAACAACAACAAAAACACCACCGACAACAACAAAUCCAAAUACCACUACUUCUGCACCAACUACACAAUCACCCACUACACCUACUCCUUCGCCUAAAACAACAACUCCACCAACUUCACCACCACCCACACCAUCUACUACGACAACACCUAUCACAACUGCUGUACCACCGACGACAACACCUUGCCCACCCGACGAUCGUCACUUCGAUGGACUCAGUUUCAUGGGUGGCAUAAUCCUAACUGGCGGUCUGGUCGCGAUCGGCUUUAUAUUGUGGAAAUUCUACAAAGCACGUACAGAGCGCAAUUAUCAUACACUCUGAAGCUACGUCAUAAAUUUGUGAACUCACACUAUGAUCCUCUCAGUUAUUAGAACUAAAUACUAUUGAUAAUUAUCUUAGUUAUUAUAACAUUGUGUAUUUUUUAUAUCGUCAUUAUAGUAUUUAGUAAGUACCGAAAGAUUGAAGUGCUCUUAGUACACUGGCGUGCUGUUAUAUGAGAUUGUUUAUCUCAAGUCAGACUAUUAAAAUGAGUGUAUUAUAAGAUUGUGUGUGUGUACAGACAAACUAAGGAAUCAAGAUCCUAAUGUAAAGUGUGCCAUGGUUACCUAAAUACAUUCCAUGGAAAAGGA